UUCCCCUGUUGCUCGAUGAAAGCAUAGGGCUCUGUCCAGUCUCAGGAGAGUAUAUUUUUACGAAUUGAUAUUUUUUUUCUGCAUCUGUAUUGGAGGAGGAGGUGGAAAAGGACUUGAAUACUCUCAAAGACCUCAGGUGUAAAGGUUUACCGUCCAUCCUGGGGAGCAGUGGUCGGGGGACAGGUGGCCGGGGGCCCAGGGAUCAUGAGGCAGGCAGUGGAAGCUCAGGUCAUAAACCCACCCUUUGAGCUUGGAGAGCAAGGCCUGCGUCAGAUCCUGUCAGAUGUGAUUGAGGAGGUGAGAUGUUCUAUUAGUCGGGAAAUUGACGGAGCAGACAUCCUACACAGUCUGCUGACUGCGCCCUGGCUCCAGUCGCUGCUUAAGGUGUACGAAUGUCUUCAAAGGUAUCUGACAGAAUCCCCGGCUCCAACUCUGGAUUAUGCUUCAGGACUCUCAUUUCAGUUGCUGAUAGACAUCAGAUCACUGCAAUGCUGCUCUGAAGAGGCCAAGGAGCUGUACCGUCUCCUCCAGCAGCCGCACAUGCAGGCUCUACUUUCGGCACACGACACAGUGGCCCAGAAGGACUAUGAGCCUGUACUGCCGCCGAUGCCGGACGAGCUGCCGGACGAAGAGGAGGCCACUCGGAUCGUCUGCCUCGUCAAGAACAAACAGCCUCUGGGAGCUACCAUAAAGAGAAAUGAGAUCACAGGAGAGAUUUUCGUGGCUCGUGUUAUUCAUGGAGGGCUGGCCGAUCGAAGUGGUCUGCUUCAUGCAGGGGACCGGAUCAUAGAAGUGAAUGGGUUUCCUGUGGAUGGAAUGGAGCCUGAGCAAGUCAUCCAAGUUGUGCAAGCUCGGUCACACGGCACCAUUAUGUUUAAGGUCAUUCCCAUCACAGAGAGGCCGGUCCACAACCAUACCAUGCUCUAUGUCCGGGCUAUGACUGACUACAGCCCUCAGCAGGACCCAACCAUCCCCUGCGCCGAUGCAGGGAUGAUCUUCAAGAAAGGUGACAUCUUGGAGAUCGUGGACCAGACUGACACCCUCUGGUGGCAAGCCAAGAAGCUGCCCAGCAGCUCGGCCUGUGCCGGACUCAUCCCGUCCACUAGUUUGCUCAAACGGAAGCAGAGGGAGUUCUGGUGGUCCCAGCCUUACCAUCCACAUGUCUGCAUGCAAACUUUGAGCACUGUAGAUGAAGAGGAGGAUAUGAUGGCCAUUGAUGAGAAAUGUGUUGAAGCAGCAGAUGAGGAGGCGUUUGAAUCUGAGGAGCUCAGAGAAGAGGAGGAUGACUUCAGCAGCAACAUUGAAGGAGUAUACUUGGCGGGCUUUAGGCGCAGCAUCCGUCUGUGUCGGCGGCGUUUUCACAGCACCACUCAGCCCUCCUGCCACAUCCGCUGCCCCAGCAGCUGCAACAACGCCCUAAACAACCCUUAUGAGGAGGUGGUCCGCUACCAGCGCCACCCAGAAGACACACAUCGCCUCAUCACGCUCCUAGGCCCGUCUGGUGUGGGUGUGAAUGAACUCCGGAGACGAUUGAUUGAGAUGAACCCAAACAUCUUCCAGGGAGCUAUACCUCACACCACAAGAAGUCCAAGAGGGUAUGAGGAAUCCGGGAGAGAAUACUACUUCACCAGUCGAGAGAUUUUUGAUAACAUGGUCUACAAUAAUCGGUUUUUUGAGUUUGGCGAGUACAAAGGUAGUCUUUAUGGAACUAGCAUUGAUGCUGUGAAAGAAGUUUUGAAGAGCGGAAAAAUCUGCAUCAUAGACAUAGAGCCAAACGCUAUUCAGGCAGUGAGGACCCACGAACUGAGGGCCUACAUCAUUUAUGUGAAGCCACCACCUCUGGAGCGCCUCAGCGAGACAAGAGAGGACUCGUAUAUCACCACCAACUACUAUGUCAACCGCCCCUUCAAAGAUGAAGACUUCCAGGAGAUGGAGGAAUCGGCCCGGAAGAUCGAGGCCCAGUACUGGCAGUUCUUUGAUCAGGUGAUCGUCAACGAUGAGCUUCAGGACUCCUGCGUCCAACUGCUGACAGCAGUCCGGAGGUCACAGGAUGAACCACAGUGGGUCCCUGCUUGCUGGAUCCGACCCACGGCCGGUUCGUGAGAGGGAGAGAUUGGAAUACUUUUCACUGGGAAGAUAGAAAUGUUGACAUGUAAAAUCCUUGCCUGGAUGUUUGAGGGGAGGCACGCUAGGAAAUAUGUAAAUCCUUUCAUCUGUAUGUGUUUGUGGAAAGCUUGCUCUGGUUUUUAAGUCUCUUUAAAUCCCAGAAGAUGACACAAAGCUGGACUGAAGCCCAUAAACUGUGUCGCAGCUUCCUUUUUUUAACUCUGCAAUUUAUCCGUUUAUUCAGAUGUGCUUUUUGUGCUAGAGGUUGUUUAAUUAUUAAAAUAACUGUUUUCUACUUUGUAUGAAGCUCCAUUUUGCGACAAACUGAUUAAGUUUCAGAUAUGAUUCGCCACCUACAAACUUGCAAUAACGCUUUUUUCUAAUUAAAGUGUGCAAAAUAAAGUAUUUUUUGUGUUUAAUCUCGUUUUGUUGAAUUUUGAUGACAAAAAAAUAAUAAAUCGACGCAAAAACAUGUUUUUCAAAAUAAAAUGUUAAAGAAGCAAA
Molecule: messenger RNA, 2610 nt
Organism: Girardinichthys multiradiatus
Lineage: Eukaryota; Metazoa; Chordata; Actinopteri; Cyprinodontiformes; Goodeidae
Gene: mpp4b
Product: MAGUK p55 scaffold protein 4b
Exons: 22
Coding region: 205-2103 (632 amino acids)
Cellular component (GO): plasma membrane; adherens junction
Molecular function (GO): protein binding
Source: RefSeq, a predicted model, not a curated record